This is a messenger RNA of Pipistrellus nathusii (Nathusius's pipistrelle), 1761 nucleotides long. NCBI's taxonomy places the organism in Eukaryota, Metazoa, Chordata, Mammalia, Chiroptera, Vespertilionidae. The record is from the annotation of a GenBank genome assembly.
AUGGCAACCUCCGCGGUGGAGAAAAGCUGCAAGAAGAAGACUGAGAAGAAGCUUGCUGCUCGAGAAGAAGCCAAAUUGCUGGCGGGCUUCAUGGGCGUCAUGAAUAACAUGCGGAAACAGAAAACAUUGUGUGAUGUGAUCCUUAUGGUCCAGGAAAGAAAAAUACCUGCUCAUCGUGUUGUCCUUGCAGCAGCCAGUCAUUUUUUUAACUUAAUGUUCACAACUAACAUGCUUGAAUCAAAGUCCUUUGAAGUAGAACUUAAAGAUGCUGAACCUGACAUUAUUGAACAGCUUGUGGAAUUUGCUUAUACUGCUAGAAUUUCUGUGAACAGCAACAACGUUCAGUCUUUAUUAGAUGCAGCAAACCAGUACCAGAUUGAACCUGUAAAGAAAAUGUGUGUUGAUUUUUUGAAAGAACAAGUUGAUGCUUCAAAUUGUCUUGGUAUAAGUGUGCUAGCAGAGUGUCUAGACUGUCCGGAAUUGAAAGCAACGGCAGAUGACUUUAUUCAUCAGCAUUUUACUGAAGUUUACAAAACUGAUGAAUUUCUACAACUUGAUGUCAAGCGAGUUACACAUCUCCUCAACCAGGACACUCUCACUGUGAGAGCAGAGGAUCAGGUUUAUGAUGCUGCGGUCAGGUGGUUGAAAUACGAUGAACCUAAUCGCCAGCCAUUUAUGGUUGAUAUCCUUGCUAAAGUCAGGUUUCCUCUCAUAUCAAAGAAUUUCUUAAGUAAAACAGUACAAGCCGAACCACUUAUUCAAGACAAUCCUGAAUGCCUCAAGAUGGUGAUAAGUGGAAUGAGGUAUCAUCUCCUGUCUCCAGAGGAUCGAGAAGAACUGGUAGAUGGCACAAGGCCCAGAAGAAAGAAACAUGACUACCGCAUAGCGCUGUUUGGAGGCUCUCAACCACAGUCUUGUAGAUACUUCAACCCAAAGGAUUAUAGCUGGACGGACAUCCGCUGCCCCUUUGAAAAACGAAGAGACGCAGCAUGCGUGUUUUGGGACAAUGUUGUGUACAUUUUGGGUGGCUCUCAGCUUUUCCCCAUAAAGCGAAUGGACUGCUAUAAUGUGGUGAAGGAUAGCUGGUAUUCCAAACUGGGCCCCCCAACACCUAGAGACAGCCUCGCUGCCUGUGCCGCAGAGGGCAAAAUUUAUACAUCUGGAGGUUCUGAAGUCGGAAACUCAGCUCUGUAUUUAUUUGAGUGUUAUGACACGAGAACUGAGAGCUGGCACACAAAGCCCAGCAUGCUGACCCAGCGCUGCAGCCACGGGAUGGUGGAAGCCAAUGGCCUAAUCUAUGUUUGCGGUGGAAGCUUAGGGAACAAUGUUUCUGGCCGCGUGUUGAAUUCCUGCGAAGUUUAUGAUCCUGCCACAGAAACAUGGACUGAGCUGUGUCCAAUGAUUGAGGCAAGGAAGAAUCAUGGACUGGUGUUUGUAAAAGAUAAGAUAUUUGCUGUGGGUGGUCAGAAUGGCUUAGGUGGUCUGGACAAUGUGGAAUAUUACGAUAUUAAAUUAAAUGAGUGGAAGAUGGUCUCACCGAUGCCAUGGAAAGGUGUAACAGUGAAGUGUGCAGCAGUUGGCUCUAUAGUUUAUGUCUUGGCUGGUUUUCAAGGUGUGGGUCGAUUAGGACACAUCCUUGAAUAUAAUACUGAAACAGAUAAAUGGUUUGCCAACUCCAAAGUUCGAGCUUUUCCAGUAACAAGUUGUUUGAUUUGUGUUGUUGAUACUUGUGGAGCAAAUGAAGAAACCCUUGAAACAUGA